Messenger RNA from Microthlaspi erraticum, 1488 nucleotides. Lineage: Eukaryota; Viridiplantae; Streptophyta; Magnoliopsida; Brassicales; Brassicaceae. The record is from the annotation of a GenBank genome assembly.
AUGGCGAUGACCAACAAAUUAACCAUAACACUUCUCCUUCUCAUCUCCAUAGCAUUUUCCCACUGCUUGGCCUUCCGUGUGGAGGUCGACGCGGAAGAGUUCGAACCUACUCAUCAUGAGGGACAACAAGAAGGUCCUGGCGGUGGUCAAGGUGGCGGCUCCGGCCAAGGAUGGGAGGAAGAGGCGACGAACAAUCCGUUCUACUUUGGGAAAGAGCGUUUCAGGAAUUGGUUUCAGUCAAAUGAAGGUUUCGUGAAAUUGUUGCCAAAGUUCACUCAACGCUCAUCGUCUCUCUUCCGUGGAAUCGAGAACUACCGAUUUAUGUUCAUGGAGAUGGAGCCUAAAACUUUCUUUGUGCCUCACCAUGUUGAUGCGGAUUACGUCUCUUUAGUCCUACAAGGGAGUGGAGUGGUUAGUUUCGUGACGGAUAAGGCAAAAGAAAGCUUUCAAAUAACGAAAGGUGAUGUGGUGAGAGUCCCAUCCGCCGUCACACACUUUUACACGAACACAAACGAAACCGUUCCUCUCCGUCUUGCCAAGAUCGUCGUCCCUGACAACAAUCCGGGACACUUCGAGGUUUUCCUCCCUUCUCGAUCCCAAUCUAAGCAAUCCUACUUCAAUGGGUUCACCAAAGACGUCCUCUCUGCAAGUUUCAACAUACCGGAAGAGUUGGUAGAAAGAUUGAUUACAGGAUUCCAGCAAACGAGAGAAGGGGUUGUGCGGAGCGUUACUCCAGAACAGAUCAAGGAACUUAGCGAACAUGCUACUUCUCCUUCAAACAAACACAAACACAAGGACGACAAGGACGACAAAGACACGACCAGAAUCUUCAACCCUUUCAAUCUCUUUAAACAAGAUCCAAUCUACUCCAACGACCUUGGCAAUUUCCACGAGGCAAAUCCUAAGAAGUUUAGUCAACUCCAAGACAUUGACAUCGGCGUCUCUUGGCUUAACUUGAAACAGGGAUCCUUGUUCCUUCCUCAAAUCAACUCUAAGUCAACCUUUGUAGUGUUCGUGGAAAAUGGUUGUGCUCGCUUCGAGAUGGCUAGUCCUUCUACAUUCCAAGGACAGCAACAACAACAACAAAAAUGGUCCGGACAGGGAGAAGAAGCAGAAGAAGAACAAGAAGAGGAGACUAGUGGACAAGUACACAAGAUUGUCUCACGCGUUUGUAAAGGAGAAGUUUUCGUCAUUCCGGCAGGUCAUCCAAUCGUUACAGUCGCACCGGAACAAAACCUUGUGGCGGUAGGGUUUGGUAUUAACGCGUUCAACAGCACAAGAACGUUCCUUGCAGGACAAGAGAAUGUGCUGAGCAACCUCGAUAAUGUGGCGACGAGACUGACCUUUGGUGUGGGAAGUAAAUUGGCGGAUAAGUUGUUCUCGAGCCAAAACUAUUCACACUUUGCUCCUAUGGUUCGUAGCCAACAAUCUCCAGAGGAACGUAAACCACCAGCGUUCCAAUCAAUCUUCAACUUCGCCGGUUUCUAA